AUCCAGGAUUUGUGAGUGGUAGCAAGUUAGCAACCUACAUUGCUUGAAAGUUGCCAUAGGUAUAUUCAACAAUGAGAUACUUUCUCCCUUUACUGGCCAUCAUCUUAUUGGGCAGUACCACCCACGCCAAACUGCAAUCCGUCAACUUUUACGGAAGUAAUUCGUCGUCCCACACGCUCGUCGAAGUUUGUGGGGAACAGCAACCAAUCGGCUGUGAGAAUGACCAAGAAUGCGUCGACAACACCCAUUCUCCUCAAGGUUCGGUCUGCCUACAUUUGGAGGAAAUAGGAUCCAAAAUUUGUGCUUGUCCUCGCGGAGACUGGUUUCUCGAAUGUGAACAAAAUAAAUGCUUCCCUUAUCCCGAAACUCUCUCUGGAUCAACAUGUAUUGAGGCGUUACACUGUAUAAAACUCGCGACUGGGGGGGACAAUGACGCAGAGUUAGUCCAGUUAGUAGAAUGCCUACCAGGUGAUAAUCCAAAGUAUGGAAGUUGUGCUUGCAACGACGCUACGUCAGUCUAUGACUACAGGAAUGACACGUGCAUCAUAAAAGUGGACGAAAAAGGGGCCGAAUGUGACAUUGAUGAGCAAUGUCACGGUUUAGGCGACGCUGAAUGCGCUUAUGAUGGACAAACCGAUCGGAACAGGUGUGACUGCAUCGGUGGGAAGGAUGGCAGUUACUACGACGUUGGACAUAGGAAAUGUUACACACUCACGGAAACUUUAGGAGAUCCAUGUCUCGUUCCACAACAAUGCAAAAAAUUGCAAGGCGACCUAACUGCCGUUUGCCGAGACUUUAAUGAAACUCUUAAGACGUGUCAGUGCGAUGAAAAUGAUGGGUUUGAAGUAGAAAACAAAUGCUGGAUUUUUAUUGAGCAAGAUAACAUUCCCUGCACCCAUGCGGAACAGUGCUGGGCUUACAAGGACUCCACCGACUGUAUCCGAGAAGAGGGGGCGGUCCUGAGUUACUGUAAAUGUAUGGGAGGUUAUGUGAACGUUCUGAACUCGCCUAAUAUUGAGUGUCGACAGAACGUUACGGUGGAGGGUGGUUUCUGUGACUUCGAAAUCCAAUGCGUCGCAGGGAUGGGGCCAUACUCUGAAUGUCUGGCAGGAUCGUGCCGCUGCAAAGAUGGGACCGGAUAUCACAACGACAACGGUGCCGUCAACAAAUGCUUUCCCCCGAAAUGUUACAACCAGCCGUGUUCCUUGGACGGAGAAUGUGCCGUUUGUGUCGGGGCCAACUCGUUGUGCCGCAAUUCGACGACCGCGCGUACCUGUGGCUGUGUCGACACGGCGAUAGAUUCCGAGGACGGGAAGUGCUACUUGCCAAAAAGGGUGGGCGAUAUUUGCUACACGCAAGCAGAGUGUACCGUUCCAAUUAAAGGUCAUGUCGAGUGUGACAUGAUGACCAAACGGUGUGUUUGCGAGGUCGACUACGUGUCAGAUUUGGGGGGCACGAUGUGCCGAUCGGGGAGUGAGAGGGUUCAGUUUAGCCUAGUUUUUGUUUUGAUGAUUGCUCUUUCGAAAUUAUUUUAGUUUGGAUUGUUUAAAAAUUAAGUAUUAGUGCAUUUAGUUAGCAGUUUGUUAAGUAAUGUUUUUCAUGAGCAGUUUUCAUGUUUAUUGUUAUGCAUGAAAAUAAAUUAUUAUGAUUGUGUAAGUAGCAGUACUUCUGGAAAAUUAAAAAAUAUAUAAAAUAGUUUUUCAACA
Molecule: messenger RNA, 1706 nt
Organism: Folsomia candida
Lineage: Eukaryota; Metazoa; Arthropoda; Collembola; Entomobryomorpha; Isotomidae
Product: neurogenic locus notch homolog protein 1
Exons: 2
Coding region: 72-1535 (487 amino acids)
Source: RefSeq, a predicted model, not a curated record